Molecule: messenger RNA, 3346 nt
Organism: Varanus komodoensis (Komodo dragon)
Lineage: Eukaryota; Metazoa; Chordata; Lepidosauria; Squamata; Varanidae
Gene: JUN
Product: Jun proto-oncogene, AP-1 transcription factor subunit
Exons: 1
Coding region: 1074-2018 (314 amino acids)
Biological process (GO): regulation of transcription by RNA polymerase II; regulation of cell cycle; regulation of cell population proliferation
Cellular component (GO): transcription regulator complex
Molecular function (GO): RNA polymerase II cis-regulatory region sequence-specific DNA binding; transcription factor binding; DNA-binding transcription factor activity, RNA polymerase II-specific
Source: RefSeq, a predicted model, not a curated record
UCAGAGUGGGAUCGAGUGUGCAGUGGGUGAGCGGCGGCGGCGGCGGGCGGCGGCAACUUAAAGCAACCGCGCUCUCAGCAAGCGGCAGCAGAAGGACCCGCGGCAGCCGGGCCGGUUUCAGCUCUCUUUGCGAGCAGGGCGCGCGGUUCCCCGAGCUGAUACUGUCGCCGAGGCACUGCUGCUCGUCAGGGAAAAGGAGGAACUGUCCCUUGUAGCCGCCAACUUAUAGCGUCGGGGGCUGCGCUCACUGCCGGACCGCGAAAGGGGGACGUGCCCGGGCAGCCACUCGCAGGAGCGACAAGUACUUGGCUUGGAUCUGUCCUCGCCCGCGUCCCGAAGAAGUUGAAGCCGUGAAGCGUGGGGAUCCCCCCCCCCGAAAAAAAGAAAGAAGGCGGCGGCAUCGAGGGGACUGUUGUGGCAACUUUUUCUUUUCGGACAGCAGACCGAACUCCACCUGACAGCCUCUUCGGAAGAGUCAAACAAGUGUGCUCGGAAGCCCUCGCUGACACGCCGGACACUCCCACGAGCGGGGGUGGGAAAAAGAGAAAAAGCCAGGGGACUGGAAAAGUUGCUGGACCGAGCAAGCCUUCCUCGCGGCUCGGAGUGCUAAGGAAGGCGCAGUCCGGUGUCAAGCUCCGUUCGCCCGUGGAUUCCUUGGCCGAGAGAGGCAUUCCGCGUUUGAAAAAAGAACUUUUUCUUUGGCGCGUUGUUUUUUGUUUUUCAAUUGCGUUUUGAGCCUCGCGACUUCGGAACUGAUGAUCCUGCUGAGCCUCCUUAGCUGAAAAAGCCACAGCGGGUCGCAAAAGCUUCCUCGACCGGAGAGUGUGGGGGGAAAGCUGGGACAGGCAAGCUAAUGCCUUGUUGCAAAAAAGUAAGACUUUAAUUGAUCGGUCCUGUUUUUCCCCCUCUCCCUACUGAAAGAGCUUGUUUUGCUGUUGUUGUUGCCUUUGUUUUAAUAGCAGUUGCUCCAAAGGGUGGACUUUGUGUGCUUUUUAAAGGGGGUGACAAAUAGUCGCGUCCUUUCCUUGGUUUGUAUUUUGGCUGUAGGAGAACAAACUUGUGGACAUUCUUCUAUGACUGCAAAGAUGGAACCUACAUUCUAUGAUGAUGCCAUAAAUGCUACCUUCGUCCAGCCAGAAAGUGGUACUUAUGGAUACAAUAACCCCAAGGUUCUAAAGCAGAGCAUGACACUCAAUUUGGCUGACCCCUCCAGUAACCUCAAGCCUCACUUGAGAAACAAGAAUGCUGAUAUCCUGACCUCUCCAGAUGUGGGCCUUCUCAAAUUGGCUUCUCCUGAAUUAGAGAGGCUAAUUAUCCAGUCUGGCAAUGGACUGAUCACCACCACUCCAACCCCGACCCAGUUCCUGUGCCCCAAAAAUGUCACCGAUGAGCAAGAAGGGUUUGCUGAAGGCUUUGUCAGGGCGUUAGCAGAGCUACACAAUCAAAACACCAUGCCAAGUGUCACCUCUGCUGCCCAACCUGCAAAUACUGGCAUGGCCCCGGUCUCCUCUAUGGCUGGAAACAACGGUUUCAGUGCCAACUUGCACAGUGAGCCUCCAGUCUAUGCCAACCUCAACAAUUUUAACCCUAAUGCACUCAGUACAGCGCCUAGCUACAAUGCAAACAACCUGGGCUAUGCUCCACAACAUCACCUGAACCCCCAGAUUCCAGUGCAGCAUCCACGCCUUCAAGCUCUGAAAGAAGAGCCUCAGACUGUCCCAGAAAUGCCUGGGGAGACUCCUCCCCUGUCUCCUAUUGACAUGGAAUCCCAGGAGAGGAUCAAGGCAGAGAGGAAGCGCAUGAGAAACCGAAUUGCAGCCUCCAAGUGCCGGAAAAGGAAGUUGGAACGGAUUGCCCGGUUGGAAGAAAAAGUGAAAACUUUGAAAGCCCAGAACUCAGAGCUAGCAUCUACUGCCAAUAUGCUGCGAGAGCAGGUUGCACAGCUGAAGCAGAAGGUCAUGAAUCAUGUCAACAGUGGGUGCCAGCUAAUGCUCACACAGCAGUUGCAAACUUUUUGAAGAGACUGAAAAGUAACUCUUGGAGAAAUUAAGCAAAAAAGAAAGAGGCUCGGAGGUGGAAAAGCUCACUUGGGGGGCAAGAAGAAAUGGCUGAAAGGCAUUGAUUCCAGCAAGUGCUUUCCCCUCCCAAAAGCAUGUGUGGAGAGACUGGUGUGCUUUCUGGUCUGAGGUGGUGGCAUAUCAGUUGACAGUGCAGCUCUCCAAAGCACUGCUCCUGCUCAGAUGGGGCACAGAAGCCUUGUAUCUUUUUUAAUGUUGACCAAGACCUGCAUGGACCUAACAUUCAGUGAUCUUUCAGUAUUAAAGGUUAAACUGCAGUAGACACUGUAGAUCGCUUUCUCUUAGUACUCCUUAAAAAAUAAAGCAAGGGAGGGUAUUUGUGGGAGGCUAAUAACAGGAGCUGAACUAUACUGCCUGUCUUCAAGUCAAGUUGUGUAUGUACAUUUUUUUAAUUUUAUGACAGCUGAUUAAUGUCAAGUAAAACUACUUCAUGACUUUGUAAGUUAUUUUUAUGUUCUUUUGGGUUCUGCCCAGUAUUGUUUGUAAAUAAGAGAUUUUUUUUAGCAACCUUGAGUUUUCCAUUUGUAAUAAAGUAUAUAAUUUUUUAAUGUUUUGUUCUGAACAAGAAAUGAAGGGUUGAUCUUAUUUAAGAAAACAUCAUUAUCACCCACCUUCUUUGACUAGUUUUUUUAAGACUACAAUCCUAUACACAUUUUGGAACAAGUCUCAUUGAAUUCAUUGGGGCUUACUUCUGAGUCAAUGUGCAUAGAGUCUUCUGUAGGUCAGGCAUAUACAGGAUCAACUUGUAGUUAAAUGUUAAAACCAGUGCUGUAAGGGCUGGGUGGGGGUCGGAGCAAACUCUUCUAUAAUUUUCACACUCGGUUAGCCUGUAGCAGCAGCUUAAAGAGGCUUGUGGUACUCCUUGUACAAUGAAGUCUUUAGGCUCUGUGCCCCCUGUGGCCAAAAAAGCAUAGCUUCUGUCUGUUCUGGUCAAUCUAACUUGUGACUUGUCUGGCCUACUUUACAAGGAGCUACUGAUACAGGUUUAAUUGAACUAAAUAAAAGUGGGGAAAGAGAGCAAAAUUAUUUUGUAUGCACAUCCCUGUACAGUGACCUCCAUUAAAUAUAAUUGGCCAUUUCCCAUCUAGACGCUCCCUGUUAAGCAAAAAGUCCAGAUGAACUUCUGAUAGGAAAAAGUUGUUUGAAAAGGGAAACAAAAGAACAUGUCACCUUUAUGUUUUUGUUACUCUUACAUAAAAGAUGGUCUCUGUUCAUGAAUAUUUACAACUAUGCCUGUUGUCCAAUAAAAUUGUUCUAUUACUCUUUCA